Molecule: messenger RNA, 2646 nt
Organism: Vicia faba (fava bean)
Lineage: Eukaryota; Viridiplantae; Streptophyta; Magnoliopsida; Fabales; Fabaceae
Source: the annotation of a GenBank genome assembly
AUGAUUAGAGUUUGGCUUGUGCUGUUGUUGAUGGCUCUGCCCAAUUUGUUGAUCUCUUCUGCUGCGGUUGGUUUGGAUAAUUCGACAGUACCGGAGUCUUUAAAUAUUGGGGUUCUCUACUCUUUCAAUACUAGUGUUGGUAGAAUGGUGAAAAUUGCGGUAGAAACUGCGGUUAACGAUAUAAAUUCAGAUUCUUCUAUUCUUGGUAAAACUAAGUUGAAGCUCUCGCUGCAAGAAGAUUCAAAAUACCGAGGCUUUUUGAGCAUUGCUGAAGCGUUGCAGCUCAUGGCGACACACACUGUGGCCAUUAUCGGUCCGCAGACGUCUACAACAGCUCAUGUCAUAUCUCAUAUAGCAAAUGAGCUUCAUGUUCCUCUGCUAUCGUUUACAGCUACAGAUCCUACUCUUUCCUCGCUUCAAUUCCCGUUCUUCAUUAGAACUGCUUUCAAUGACAUUUUUCAAAUGACUGCAAUAGCAGACAUGGUUAGCCACUAUGGUUGGAGAGAGGUUAUCGUAGUAUACGGUGAUGAUGACCAUGGGAGGAACGGAAUCGGUGCGUUAGCGGAUAAGCUAGCUGAGAGACGUUGCAAGAUAUCGUUUAAAGCACCGAUGACUCCUGAUGCAAAGAGGGAGGAGAUUACUGAUGUGCUUGUUCAGGUGGCUUUGGCAGAAUCUCGGGUUAUAGUUCUUCACACAAGUACUUCUUGGGGUCCAAAAGUGUUAAGUGUUGCAAAGUCUCUUGGAAUGAUGCAAAAUGGUUAUGUAUGGAUUGCUACUACUUUUCUCACGUCUUAUAUCGACAUAGAUAGUCCACUCUCUUCCGAUGAAAUGGAUAACAUUCAAGGAGUUAUUACACUUAGAAUGUACAUACCAGAUUCAAAGCUCAAAAGAUCGUUUGUUUCUAGGUGGACGAAUUUGACUAGAGGAAAGGAGGGAAACGGUCCUCUUGGUUUGAGCACUUACGGUAUCUUUGCAUAUGAUACUGUUUAUGUGCUUGCUCGCGCCCUUGAUACAUUCUUGAAACAAGGGAACCAAAUUACAUUUUCGCAUGAUCCGAAGAUAUCUGAAUUACGUGGAGACAGCUUGCAUCUAGAUGCAGUGAAAAUCUUCAAUGAAGGAAACCUACUGUGUAAAAGUAUUUAUGCGGUUAACAUGACUGGUGUAAUGGGUCCAUUCAGGUAUACUCCUGACGGAAACCUUGCUAAUCCAGCAUAUGAGAUCAUCAAUGUGAUCGGGUCAGGGACUCGCAGGAUCGCUACUCACUGUGUUUUGGCCGGGAGAAACAACCCAAACACCUCGCGGUUGGGUUUUUCCAAGCAAUGGAAAGCUGUUAAGAAUUGGAGUACCGAAAAGGUAAACUUGUUACCCUAUGCUGUCCCCUAUAAAUUUGUUCCGUACGGUGAUGGUCAAAACAAUCCUAGUAACACUGAGCUUGUGCGUCUGAUCACUGCCGGUGUUUUUGAUGCUGCAGUAGGAGACAUUACAAUUACAACAGAGAGAACAAAGAUGGUGGAUUUUACUCAGCCGUAUACCGAGUCUGGUCUAGUGGUCGUAGCAUCGGUUAAGAAGACGGAUUCCAAUGCUUGGGCAUUUUUGACACCAUUUACACCAAUGAUGUGGACUGUAACAGCUAUCUUUUUCCUACUAGUUGGUGCAGUUGUCUGGAUUCUAGAACAUAGACUGAAUGAUGAUUUUAGGGGACCUCCUAAAAAACAAGUAGCCACAAUUUUGUGGUUUACUUUUUCAACUAUGUUCUUCGCUCACAGGGAAAACACAGUGAGCACUCUUGGUCGAUUUGUGCUGCUUAUAUGGCUAUUUGUGGUUCUAAUAAUUAACUCGAGUUACACGGCAAGCUUGACUUCGAUCCUCACAGUGCAGCAACUUUCUUCACCUAUUAAAGGCAUUGAAAGUUUAGUAAAUAUGAAAGAGCCUAUUGGUUACUUGCAGGGCUCUUUUGCCCGAUCCUAUUUGAUUGACGAAAUCGGUAUUCAUGAAUCCAGACUAGUUCCUUUAAAAACACCAGAAGAAACUGCAAAAGCGCUGGAGAAAGGUCCCCAAAAGGGUGGUGUUGCUGCGUACAUUAACGAGCGUGCUUACAUAGAGCUCUUCCUUUCAAGCCGGUGUGAUUUUACCAUUGUAGGUCAAGAGUUUACCAAAAAUGGUUGGGGAUUUGCCUUUCCACCAGACUCGCCAUUAGCAGUUGACCUAUCAACUGCCAUUUUGGAGUUGGCAGAAAAUGGAGAUUUACAAAGGAUCCAUGACAAAUGGCUUUUGAGUAGUGCGUGUCGAUCACAAGGUGCGAAGCUUGGAGUGGACAGACUCAAUCUCAAAAGCUUUUGGGGACUUUACUUGGUCUGUGGUUUGGCAUGUUUUCUUGCUCUCUUGAUAUAUCUUAUUCAAACCUUGAGGCAGUACAAGAAGCACAGUCCAGAUGAAGUUGAGUCUACUGGCCAAGGUUCUGGAUCUUCACGUCUGCGGACUUUUCUUUCAUUUGUAGAUGAAAAAGAAGAGAUAGUUAAGAACCGCUCCAAGAGAAGGCAAAUGGAAAGGAUAUCAUAUAGAAGCACAAGUGAGGUUGGAUCAACCAUAGUCUCCAAUAAAGAUUUUUCUCAACCAUCCUCAAACAGAAUUGAUUCUGAAGUAUGA